Messenger RNA from Pan troglodytes (chimpanzee), 11404 nucleotides. RefSeq names its product fyn related Src family tyrosine kinase (gene FRK). Gene Ontology annotation, biological process: protein phosphorylation. Gene Ontology annotation, molecular function: protein tyrosine kinase activity; protein binding; ATP binding. NCBI's taxonomy places the organism in Eukaryota, Metazoa, Chordata, Mammalia, Primates, Hominidae. The coding region runs from base 617 to 2134 and encodes 505 amino acids. The transcript has 8 exons. The record is from RefSeq and is a predicted model, not a curated record.
ACAGACAGAAAGAAACCAGGAAGUAAGGGGAAAUUAUUACAGUCUGUUCAUAGCUCAGAAUGUUAAAGGCAACAGCCUCUGCUGGUUGGUUAUUCAUUAGCAAAAAGGAGAGAGCCGUCCAGAUCCGGACUGGUCGAAAGACAGGAACAGACUUGAAACGGGGAGAGCUCCUGGCGAAAGCAAGACGUGGAGGUUUUACCAGGGGUUAGUAGCUUCCUCUUGCUAACUUUUUAUUGGGACAAAAGGCAAGAUGGCACCAUUCUGUUCUCAGAUAUUUGUCUAAAUAAAGCCCUUUUAAUUUUAUUUUAUUUUUGUUGUGGGAUUCUUAAGCAGAUAAGAAGAAAAGACACCUUCCUAGUGAGCAGCUGCCCAGCUCCUGCUCAGUUUUGCCUCGGGGUAGCACCUCCAGCCACAGAAAGCAAGCCGGUAAGUCUCUCCAGGUAGGACUUGCUGCAACCCAGCUGCUGGACUGAUCUGAAACGGGACUUUGCAUACUCUCCGAAGUAUGGUGAGUUGGUGCUGACUUCAAAGUUGCCUGGUGAAGGAAGAGAAGGUGGAUCGCAGAGACUAAGGGGAGAGGGAGAAGCCCUGCUCCUCUUCUCCCCACCAAGGCACAAUGAGCAACAUCUGUCAGAGGCUCUGGGAGUACCUAGAACCCUAUCUCCCCUGUUUGUCCACGGAGGCAGACAAGUCAACCGUGAUUGAAAAUCCAGGGGCCCAUUGCUCUCCCCAGUCACAGAGGCAUGGCCACUACUUUGUGGCUUUGUUUGAUUACCAGGCUCGGACUGCUGAGGACUUGAGCUUCCGAGCAGGUGACAAACUUCAAGUUCUGGACACUUUGCAUGAGGGCUGGUGGUUUGCCAGACACUUGGAGAAAAGACAAGAUGGCUCCAGUCAGCAACUACAAGGCUAUAUUCCUUCUAACUACGUGGCUGAGGACAGAAGCCUACAGGCAGAGCCGUGGUUCUUUGGAGCAAUCGGAAGAUCAGAUGCAGAGAAACAACUAUUAUAUUCAGAAAACAAGACCGGUUCCUUUCUAAUCAGAGAAAGUGAAAGCCAAAAAGGAGAAUUCUCUCUUUCAGUUUUAGAUGGAGCAGUUGUAAAACACUACAGAAUUAAAAGACUGGAUGAAGGGGGAUUUUUUCUCACGCGAAGAAGAAUCUUUUCAACACUGAACGAAUUUGUGAGCCACUACACCAAGACAAGUGACGGCCUGUGUGUCAAGCUGGGGAAACCAUGCUUAAAGAUCCAGGUCCCAGCUCCAUUUGAUUUGUCGUAUAAAACCGUGGACCAAUGGGAGAUAGACCGCAACUCCAUACAGCUUCUGAAGCGAUUGGGAUCUGGUCAGUUUGGCGAAGUAUGGGAAGGUCUGUGGAACAAUACCACUCCAGUAGCAGUGAAAACAUUAAAACCAGGUUCAAUGGAUCCAAAUGACUUCCUGAGGGAGGCACAGAUAAUGAAGAACCUAAGACAUCCAAAGCUUAUCCAGCUUUAUGCUGUUUGCACUUUAGAAGAUCCAAUUUAUAUUAUUACAGAGUUGAUGAGACAUGGAAGUCUGCAAGAAUAUCUCCAAAAUGACACUGGAUCAAAAAUCCAUCUGACUCAACAGGUAGACAUGGCGGCACAGGUUGCCUCUGGAAUGGCCUAUCUGGAGUCUCGGAACUACAUUCACAGAGAUCUGGCUGCCAGAAAUGUCCUCGUUGGUGAACAUAAUAUCUACAAAGUAGCAGAUUUUGGACUUGCCAGAGUUUUUAAGGUAGAUAAUGAAGACAUCUAUGAAUCUAGACACGAAAUAAAGCUGCCGGUGAAGUGGACUGCGCCCGAAGCCAUUCGUAGUAAUAAAUUCAGCAUUAAGUCCGAUGUAUGGUCAUUUGGAAUCCUUCUUUAUGAAAUCAUUACUUAUGGCAAAAUGCCUUACAGUGGUAUGACAGGUGCCCAGGUAAUCCAGAUGUUGGCUCAAAACUAUAGACUUCCGCAACCAUCCAACUGUCCACAGCAAUUUUACAACAUCAUGUUGGAGUGCUGGAAUGCAGAGCCUAAGGAACGACCUACAUUUGAGACACUGCGUUGGAAACUUGAAGACUAUUUUGAAACAGACUCUUCAUAUUCAGAUGCAAAUAACUUCAUAAGAUGAACACUGGAGAAGAAUAUCAAAUAAUAAAGUAGCAAAACAAAUUCAAAUAAUCCAUUCCAAAAUACAAUGUUAUCAACCAACUGCACAAUCAGUUUAUCCUGACAUAUUCAAGUGAUAGGAUAAAGUUGGCCAUGUAUUAUGAAAAAGAUUAUUUGUGCAUUUUAUUGACUGGGCAACACUGCAGGACAGUCAAGGUGAUAUAUAAUUUCCUCACUGCCUGGUAAAAUUAAGCACACUAAACCAAGUUAUUUUUCUUUUUAAGAGAUACUUACAUUUCCAUUUAUUGUUUGAAAUGCCGAUCAAGAGAAUCAACAGAUGAUAGUCCAAUUUUUACUCAGUGACUGUUGUAGCAUUUUCCUGUUUACUGAUUAGAGUGGUUAUUCAUUAUUCCUCAGAUUGCUGAAUCCCAUCAGGCUGUUAUUAUGAAGGAAUUUGAUUGCUUUGCUGCACAGCAGGACCUGUGCUUUGAGAUUUUUUUUUCUCUUUUAAAAUAUCCUGUAACUACAAUGAUGGUAAAGCCAUGUUAAAUGACUUGAUUGUACUUGGAGUAAUUGCACAUUUUUUUCUAUGCAUAAAAAAAUGAUGCAGCUGUUGAGAAAACGAAUUGAAGUCUUUUUCAUUUUGCAGAAGGAAAUGAUGGAAUUUUUCUGUACUUCAGUAUGUGUCAACUGAGAGUCAUAUACAUUAGUUUUAAUCUCCUAAUAUUGAGAAUCAGGUUGCUAAACGGUUGAGUUAUUAUCUAUGGAAAUGUGAGAAAUGUCUAAUAGCCCAUAAAGUCUGAGAAAUAGGUAUCAAAAUAGUUUAGGAAAAUGAGAGGAGAACAGUAGGAUUGCUGUGGCCUAGACUUCUGAGUAAUUAAUAAAGAAAAAGAAGUACCCUUUGGCCUACAGAUCAGAGUUUUAUUUAUUUUUUAUUUUUUACUUUUUAUUAUAGUUUAAGUUCUGGGGUGCAUGUGCAGAAUGUGCAGUUUUGUUACAUAGGUGUACAAGUGCCAUGGUGGUUUGCUGCACCCAUCAACCCGUCGUCUACAUUAGGCAUUUCUCCUAGUGCUGUUCCUCCCCUAGCCCUCCAUCCCCUGACAGGCCCCAGUGUGUGAUGUUCCCCUCCUUGUGUCCAUAUGUUCUCAUUGUUCAGCUCCCACUUAUGAGUGAGAACGUGCUGUGUUUGGUUUUUUGUUCUUGUGUUAGUUUGUUGAGAAUGAUGGUUUCCAGCUUUAUCCAUGUCCCUGCAAAGGACAUGAACUCAUCCUUUUUUAUGGCUGCAUAGUAUUCCAUAGUGUCUAUGUGCCACAUUUUCUUUAUCCAGUCUAUCGUUGAUGGGCAUUUGGGUUGGUUCCAAGUCUUUGCUAUUGUGAAUAGUGCCACAAUAAACAUGCAUGUGUCUUCAUAGCAGAAUGAUUUAUAAGCCUUUAGGUACAUACCCAGUAAUGGGAUUGCUGAGUCAAAUGGUAUUUCUAGUUCUAGAUCCUUGAGGAAUUGCUACACUGUCCUCCACAAUGGUUGAACUAAUUUAUACUCCCACCAACAGAGUAAAAGUGUAAAUGUGUUCCUAUUUCUCCACAUCCUCUUUAGCAUUCAAAACAGCAUCCUGUUGUUUCCUGACUUUUUAAUGAUCACCAUUCUAACUGGUGUGAGAUGGUAUCUCAUUGUGGUUUUGAUUUGGAUUUCUCUAAUGAUCAGAUGAUGAGCUUUUUUUCAUAUGUCUGUUGGCUGCAUAAAUGUCUUCUUUUGAAAUGUGUCUGUUCAAAUCCUUCGCCCACUUUUUGAUGGGGUUGUUUGUUUUUUUCUUUUAAAUUUGUUUAUGUUCCUUGUAGAUUCUUGGUAUUAGCCCUUUGUCAGAUGGAUAGCUUGCAAAAAUUUUCUCCCAUUCUGUAGGUUGCCUGUUCACUCUGAUGAUAGUUUCUUUUGCUGUCUAGAAGCUCUUUAGUUUAAUUAGAUCCCAUUUCUCAAUUUGGGCUUUUGUUGCCAUUGGUUUUUGUGUUUUAGUCAUGAUGUCUUUUCCAAUGCCUAUGUCCUGAAUGGUGUUGCCUAGGUUUUCUUCUAGGGUUUUUAUGGUUUUAGGUCUUACGUUUAAGUCUUUAAUCCAUCUUGAGUUAAUUUUUGUAUAAGGUGUAAGGAAGGGGUCCAGUUUCAGUUUUCUGCAUAUGGCUAGCUAGUUUUCCCAACACCAUUUAUUAAAUAGGGAAUCCUUUCCCCAUUGGUUGUUUUUGUAAGGUUUGUCAAAGAUCAGAUGGUUGUAGAUGUGUGGUGUUAUUUCUGAGGCCUCUGUUCUGUUCUGUUGGUCUAGAUAUCUGUUUUGGUACCACUACCAUGCUAUUUUGUUUACUGUAGCCUUGUAGUAUAGUUUGAAGUCAGGUAGCAUGAUGCCUAUAACUUUGUUCUUUUUGCUUAGAAUUAUCUUGGCUAUGUGGGCUCUUUUUUGAUUCCAUAUGAAGUUUAAAGUAGUUUUUUCCAAUUCUGUGAAGAAAGUCAAUGGUAGUUUGAUGGGGAUAGCACUGAAUAUAUAAAUUGCCUUGGGCAAUAUGGCCAUUUUCACGAUAUUGAUUCUUCCUAUCCAUGAGCAUGGAAUGUUUUUCCAUUUAUUUGUGUCCUCUCUUAUUUCCUUGAGCAGUGGUUUGUAGUUCUCCUUGAAGAGGUCCUUUGCAUCCCUUGUAAGUUGUAAUCCUAGAUAUUUCAUUCUCUUUGUAGCAAUUGUGAAUGGGAGUUCACUCAUGAUUUGGCUGUUUGUUAUUGGUGUAUAGGAAUGGGUGUGAUUUUUGCACAUUGAUUUUGUAUCCUGAGACUUUGCUGAAGUUGCUUAUCAGCUUAAGGAGAUUUUGGGCUGAGAUGGUGGGGUUCCCUAUAUAUACAAUCAUAUCAUCUGCAAACAGAGACAAUUUUACUUUCUGUUUUCCUAUUUGAAUACCCUUUAUUUCUUUCUCUUGCCUGAUUGCCCUGGCCAGAACUUUCAAUACUAUUUUGAACAGGAGUGGUGAGAGGGGGCAUCCUUGUCUUGUGCCAGCUUUCAAAGGGAAUGCUUCCAGCUUUUACCCAUUCAGUAUGAUAUUGGCUGUGGUUUUGUCUUAAAUCUGUCAUUUUUUUUGAGCUACGUUCCAUCAAUACCUAGUUUAUUGAGAGUUUUUAGUAUGAAGGGGUGUUGAAUUUUAUCAAAUUUUCUGCAUCUAUUGAGAUCAUCAUGUGGUUUUUGUCAUUGGUUCUGUUUAUGUGAUGGAUUGUGUUUAUUGAUUUGCGUAUGUUGAACCAGCCUUGUGUCUCAGGGAUGAAGCCAACUUGAUCGUGGUGGAUAAGCUUUUUGAUGUGCUGCUGCACUCAGUUUGCCAGUAUUUUAUUGAGGAUUUUUGCAUGGAUGUUCGUCAGGGAUACUAGCCUGAAAUUUUCUCUCUCUUUUUUUUUUUUGUUGUGUCUCUGCCAGGUUUUGGUUUCAGGAUGAUGCUGGCCUCAUAAAAUGAGUUAGGGAGGAGUCCCUCUUUUCCUAUUGUUUGGAAUAGUUUCAGAAAGAAUAGUACUAGCUUUGUACCUCUUUGUACCUCUGGUAGAAUUCGGCUGUGAAUCUAUCUGGUCCUGGACUUUUUUUGGUUGGUAGGCUAUUAAUUACUGCCUCAAUUUCAGAACUUGUUAUUGGUCUAUUUAGGGAUUCAUCUUCUUCCUGGUUUAGACUUGGGAGGGUGUAUGUUUGCAGGAAUUUACCCAUUUCUUCUAGAUUUUCUAGUUUAUUUGCUUAGAAGUAUUUAUUGUAAUCUCUGAUGGUAUUUUGUAUUUCUGUGGGAUCGGUGGUGAUCUCCGCUUUAUCAUUUUUUAUUGUGUCUAUUUGAUUCUGCUCUCUUUUCUUCUUUAUUAGUCUGGCUAGCAUUCUAUUUUGUUGAUCUUUUCAAAAAAUCAGAUCCUGGAUUCAUUGAUUUUUUGAAAGGUUUUUCAUGUCUCUAUCACCUUCAGUUCUGUUCUGAUCUUAGUUAUUUCUUGUCUUCUGCUAGCUUUUGAAUUUGUUUGCUCUUGCUUCCCUAGUACUUUUAAUUGUGAUAUUAGGGUAUAGAUUUUAGUUCUUUCCUGAUUCCUCUUGUGGGCAGUUGGUGCUAUAAAUUCCCUCUACACACUGCUUUAAAUGUGUCCCAGAGAUUCUGGUAUGUUGUGUUUUUGUUCUCAUUGGUUUCAAUGAACAACUUUAUUUCUGCCUUAAUUUUAUUAUUUACCCAGUAGCCAUUCAGGAGCAGGUUGUUCAGUUUCCAAGUAGUUGUUAGGUUUUCUGUCAGUUUUAAUCCUGAGUUCUAAUUUGAUUGCACUGUGGUCUUAGAGACUGUUUGUUAUGACUUCCGUUCUUUUGCAUUUGCUGAGGAGUGUUUUACUUCCAAUUAUGUGAUCACUUUUAGAAUAAGUGCGAUGAGGUGCUGAGAAGAAUGUAUAUUCUGUUGAUUUGGGGUAGAGAAUUCUGUAGAUGUCUGUUAGGUCCACUUGGUCCAGAGCUGAGUUCAAGUUCUGAAUAUCUUUGUUAAUUUUCUGUCUCAUUUAUCUGUCUAAUAUUGACAGCGGGCUGUUAAAAUUUCCCACUAUUAUUGUGUGGGAGUCUAAGUCUCUUUGUAGUUCUCUAAGAACUUGCUUUAUGAAUCUGGGUGCUCCUGUAUUGGGUGUAUAUAUAUUUAGGAUAGUUAGCUAUUCUUGUUGCUUUGAUCUGUUUACCAUUAUGUAAUGCCCUUCUUUGUCUCUUUUGAUAUUUGUUGAUUUAAAGUCUGUUUUAUCAGAGACUAGGAUUGCAACCCCUGCUUUUUUUUUUUUCUGCUUUCCGUUUGCUUCGUAAAUAUUCCUCCAUCCCUUUAUCUUGAGCCUGUGUGUCUCUUUGCAUGUGAGAUGGGUCUCCUGAAUACAGCACACUGAUGGGUCUUGAGUCUUUAUCCAAUUUGCCAUUCUGUCUUUUACUUGGGGCAUUCAGCCUGUUUACAUUUAAGGUUAGUAUUGUUAUGUGUGAAUUUGAUCCUGUCAUAUGAUGCUAGCUGGUUAUUUUGCCCGAAAGUUGAUGCAGUUUCUUCGUAUCCUCGAUGAUCUUUACAAUUUGGUAUGUUUUUGCAGUGGCUGGUAUUGAUUGUUCCUCUCUAUGUUUAGUGCUUCCUUCAGGAGCUCUUUUAGGGCAGGCCUGGUGGUAACAAAAUCUCUCAGCAUUUGCUUGUCUGUAAAGGAUUUUAUUUCUCCUUUGCUUAUGAAACUGAGUUUGGUUGGAUAUGAAAUUCUGGGUUGAAAAUUCUUUUCUUUAAGAAUGUUGAAUAUUGGCCCCUACUCUAUUCUGGCUUGUAAGGUGUCUGCAGAGAGAUCCUCUGUUAGUCUGAUGGGCUUCCCUUUGUGGGUAACCUGACCUUUCUCUCUGGCUGCCCUUAACAUUUUUUCCUUCAUUUCAACCUUGGUGAAUAUGACGAUUAUAUGUCUUGGGGUUGCUCUGCUCGAGGAGUAUCUUUGUGGUGUUCUCUGUAUUUCCUUAAUUUGAAUGUUGGCCUGUCUUGCUAGGUUGGGGAUGUUCUCCUGGAUAAUAUCCUGAGGAGUGUUUUCCAACUUGGUUCCAUUCUCCCCGUCACUUUCAGGUACACCAAUCAAACGUAGACUUGGUGUUUUCACAUAAUCCCAUAUUUCUUGGAGGCUUUGUUAGUUCCUUUUCACUCUUUUUUCUCUAAUCUUGUCUUCUCCUUUAUUUCAUUAAGUUGAUCUUCAAUCUUUGAUAUCCUUUCUUGUGCUUUAUCGACUUGGCUAUUGAUAAUUGUGUAUGCUUCAUGAAGUUCUCAUGCUGUAUUUUUCAGCUCCAUCAGGUCAUUUAUGUGCUUCUCUAUACUUGUUAUUCUAGUUAGCAAUUCCUCUAAUCUUUUUACAAUGUUCUUAACUUCCUUGCAUUGGGUUAGAACAUGCUCCUUUAGCUUGGAGGAGUUUGUUAUUACCCACCUUCUGAGGCCUACUUCUAUCCAUCCAUCAAACUCAUUCUCCAUCCAGUUUUAUUCCCUUGCUGGCAAGGAGUUGUGAUCCUUUGGAGGAGAAGAGGCAUUCUGUUUUUUUGAAUUUUCAGCUGUUUUGCACUGGUUUCUCCUCAUCUUCCUUGAUUUAUCUACUUUUGGUCUUUGAUCCUGCUAAUGUUUGGAUGGGGUCUCUGAGUGGACAUACUAUUCCUUUCUGUUGGUUAGUUUUCCUUCUAAGAGUUAGUGCCCUCUGCUGCAGGUCUGCUGGAGUUUGCUGGAGGUCCACUCCAGAUGCUGUUUGCCUUGGUGUCACGAGUGGAGGCUGCAGAACAGCAAAGAUUGCUGCCUGUUCUUUCCUCUGGAAGCUUCGUCCCAGAGGGGCACCCACCGGAUGCCAGCCAGAGCUCUCCUGUAUGAGGUGUCUGUUGGCCUCUACUGGGAGAUAUCUCCCAAUCAGGAUAAACGAGGGUCAGGGACCCACUUGAGGAGGCAGUCUGACUCUUACCAGAGCUCGAGCACUGUGCUGGGAAAUCCACUACUCUCUUCAGAGCUGUCCGGCAGGGAUAUUUAAGUCUGCUGAAGCUGCUCCCAUAUCCACCCCUUCCCACAGGUGCUCUGUCCCAGGGAGAUGGGGUUUUAUCUAUUAGUCCCUGACUGCCUUUUUUUUAGAGAUGCCCUGCCCAGAGAGGAGGAAUCUAGAGAGGCAGUCUGGCCAGAGUGGCCUUGCUGAGCUGAGGUGGUGGGCUCUACCCAAUUCGAACUCCCAGGCAGCUUUGUUUAGACUGUGAGGGUAAAAUGCCUACUCAAGCUUCAGCAAUGGCAGACGGCCCUCCUCCCUCCAAGCUCGAGUGUCCCAGGUCGACCUCAGACUGCUGUGCUUGCAAUGAGGAUUUCAAGCCAGUGAAUCUUAGCUUGCUGGGCUCCGUGGGGGUGGGACCCACCAAGCUAGACCACUUGGCUCCCUGGCUUCAGCCCCCCUUCCAGGGGAGUGAAUGGUUCUGCCUUGCUGGCAUUCCAGGCACCACUGGGGUAUGGAAAAUAAAACUCCUGCAGCUAGUUCAGUGUCUGCCCAAAUGGCUGCCCAGUUUUGUGCUUGACACCCAGGGCCCCAGUGGCGUAGGCACCGGAGGGAAUCUCCUGGUCUGCGGGUUUCAAAGACCAUGGGUAAAGUGCAGUAUCUGGGCCGGAGUGCACCGUUCCUCAGGUACAGUCCCUCAUGGCUUCCCUUGGGUAGAGGAGGUAGUUCCCUGACCCCUUGUGCUUCCUGGGUGAGGUGACACCCCACCCUGUUUCAGCUGGCCCUCCAUGGGCUGCACCCACUGUCCACCCAGUCCCACUGAUAUGAACUGGGUACCUCAGUUGGAAAUGCAGAAAUCACCCGCCUUCUGCGUUGAUCUCACUGGGAGCUGCAGACCAGAGCUGUUCCUAUUCGGCCAUCUUGCCAGCAAUCAGACCAGAGUUUUAAAUGGACUACAAAAUAGGUCAAACUCUAUUUCAGAACUAGAGGCUGGGAAUAAUGUCCAAACUUGGUUAUGAAAGUUUUUUUUUUUGGUCUGGUAGGAUAAGAGGGUUUUUACUCAUCUUAAGUUUGAAUUAAACUUUGUAACAAAGUUAUUGUUUUUUUAAACAAUGCAUGUAUCAAAUUAUCUGUCUCAUUAGAUAACUAGGUAGACUUUUCCAAGAUGGUUUCAAAAUCAAAUAUAUAUUCAAAGAUCUUCCAGUGUAAAGCAAUAGGAAUGAAACAAGCCAUGAGAAAGCAGAAUAUUUUGAGUAUAUUCUCAUGCCUUUCUUUAAAGGAGAAGCACCUAUCUAAACAGUUACAGAAACCCAAAUUCAAAGUAGAUUAAACAAGAAGUAAAUUUGUAAACUCUUUUAACUGGGAGACAGGAAGUAGGGAGGGCUCCAGGCACAAUAUCAUUAGCAGUUCAAUGUGAACGAAGACCCAUGUCCUUUCCAAGCCUCCCUCUGCCAUCAGCAUUGCCCUCCUUCCCAGGGUCACAGAUGGCUAUCAAUGGCAAAACUGGGGUUCCGCAUUCUCUUCUCCUCAUCUGGCAAGAGAAAAUGGGAAAUCUCUAUUCCAAGCUUGGAUUAAAAAUUAUUUUCAUUUUUGUGUUCCAGCAAACUUGGGUCCUAUGCCCAGCCAUGGACCAAAAAUAGGCUUAAUGUGAAUGUUAUGUGCUGAUUGGAUUAAAAUAAGUUCUGACUCUGAAUCUGGGAAUGUGGUCACCUUCCUCAGAGACAAGUUGAGAGGUUGGCUUAUCUGAAUAAAAGCAGAGAAUAUGAGAUGCUGGAGAGGUGUUAAUUAAGGAGAACAUUCCCUGAGAUGAAUUAACGGUUAGAAUUAUCUAUCUCUGUAUCUAUCUAUCCACCCAUCUAUCAUCAUCAUCACCUCAUCUCCCUCCUUUCUCUCUCUCUAAAUAUAUACAUGCGGGUAUGUGAGUGUGUAUAUAUUUAUUUUUUUGUGUGUUUAUAUGGUGUGUGUGUGUGUGUAUUCCAGGCAGAUGUGUGCAUAUAUACCCAAACUUUCCUGAUGACCUUGAAAUUAAAUGGGUCAUGUGAAGCUAAAGAUUAUAGAACCCCUUGAUUCCUUUAUAAACAGAAAGUAUUUCUAAGAUAAGAUCAACACUAAUCUUUCAAAUUAGUUGACUGUGUAUAGAACAACUUGUUUAUUUAAAGUCAUCUAGUCUAAUGCAAUCAAGGAGUAAAUUAUAAAUAACCAGUUAGCAUAAAUGGAAAGAAAAUAGUUCCUUUUCUUUGAAUUCAUUUCAUGUUUAAUUUUUCUUGCGCACAUAUAGAAAUGAAUAGAAAUAUUCCCAUUUCAAUGUGCAAAUUCAGCCACUAUAUAGUUUGUUUCUUUUUAGUAGCUAAUAAUAAUAAAUUUUUAAGUAAGAUCUGAUUUUGAAAUAUGAAAAGAAGUUUAUCCUUUCCUGUUUUAAUACCACCUGAUACCCGUUUAACUUACUGUGUUUGAUUCUUGGGGACAUUUAUGUUCAAGGUUCUGUCAAAGCAAUCUGUUAUUCUUGUUUUUACCUGAUGGAUCAUGGAGAAAAAUAAUGGAUUCAGUUAUGAGAAACAGUAAUAGAUUUUUUUAACUGCCAUAAAUUUCUCUCCCUGUAUUAAAUAAAAGGAUCAGGAAAAGAUAAGUUGAAUUUUCCUACAAUGAGCCAGCUCUUCUUAAACUUACCUCCCAUAAAUUGUAGCAAAGCACUUUUCAUAUAAUGUUUUAUUUAUGUAAUUCAGUUAUUUGGAGAUGGUGGUGAGGGAUGUGAGUACAUCAUUUCAUGUUGUAUUUCAAAUCUCUUUUGACAGAAACCCUAAGAAUUUGCAAUAAAGGAAAUUCAAUGUUC